UGCCGCCCGGCUGGGCCGCGCCCCUGCCCCGCCUCCCGCCAGCCCUGCCCGGCCCAGCUCCGCCUGCCCCAGCGGCAGCCCGGUGGCCGCCACUGAGCUAUGGCGAGCACGGCGCCCGCGCAGCCCCGCGAGCCGGAGGCAGGCGGCGAGCCCGGCGGCGGGCGGGAGCAGCCGGAGACCCUCGAGGAGCGGGGCGCGGCAGGGGAUGCGGAGCCAGCGGAGGUGUCAGGCGGGGCGGCCGCGGCGCUGCUGGGGGAGACGGGGCUGGCGGUGGGCUGCUGCAUCGCGGCGGCGCUGAGCUGGGAGCGGCCCCUCCACAGCCUGGGCGGCUUCGUCUGCGCCAACCUGCUUUUCUGGUUUGUUGCACUGACCCCUUGGAGAGUGUAUCAUCUGACUUCUCUCAUAAUACUUGGAAUACUCAUCCUUCAGAUAAUAAAGGAUUUGGUAUUCUCGAGGAUAAAAGGUGCGCAGCUUUGGAGGACCAUCACUGGAAACUGGAAAGUCAUCAGUUCCAGGCAAGACUACAGACCCAGAAUAAAUCAGUGCAUUUCAGAAGCACUGACAAAUUUAUUCGUAUUUCUUCAAGAAAUGUCCCACUUCAAGGAACAAAACCCUGGCAAGUUUUGCCUGCUAGUCUGCAGUGUAUGUACAUUUUUCACUGUCUUGGGAAGUUACAUUCCUGGAGUUGUCCUCUCCUAUGUCCUGCUAUUGUGUGCCUUUUUAUGUCCCUUCCUUAAGUGCAAUGAAUUUGGACAGAAAUUGUGCAACAAAAUUAAGACUCUUCUGAUGAAACUAGAUUUUGGAAUAGUGGAAUAUAUCAACCAGAAGAAAAAAGAGAGAUCUGAAACAGCAAAAACAAAACCCACAGAAGAUGACAGUGAAUUAGACAUAUCAGCCCUGUGUCCUAAGGUUAGUCCUGCAGUUGUUGCCAAAGAGCUGUCAGUGUCUGACACAGAUGUAUCAGAAGUAUCUUGGACCGAUAAUGGGACCUUUAACUUAUCCGAGGGGUAUUCUCCACAGACAGACACAUCUGAUGAUUUAGACCGACCUAGCGAUCAUGAAGAAGCUUUCGCUAGAGAUCUUUCAGAAUUUCCCUCUUUAGAAAAUGGUGCCGGAACAAAUGAUGACGAUGACUCGAGCAUUGGUGUGCCCAUCCAGCAAAAGCGAAAAAACGAACAACCAUAUUUCCAGGUGGAUCAUCCUUCCAGACAGAGCAAAGAGAGACCGUCCACUGCAGGGCUCUCCUUGCCUUUGACCAGUGACCAAACCUUUAAUUUAAUGAGCGGGAUUGCUGGGGAUGUCAUCGCAGCUGCGGUGUCUGCGGCCAUCAAAGACCAGUUGCAGUCAGCACAGCAAGCUCCCUCACAGGCAGCGCCCAGUUUGAGCGAGGAGACAGACACGGAGGAAGCUGACGAUUUUGAACUGCUUGACCAGUCUGAGCUUGAGCAGAUUGAGAAAGAAUUGGGACUUUCACAAGGCCAAGAGGCAGAAUCCCAGGAAAAGAAGAAAUCUUCAGGCUUCCUUUCAAAUCUGCUUGGAAGUCAUUAACCUGGAAAUUGCAGCUGGUAACAUAAAAGAAAUAAAACACACACAAAAAAAUCAAAUGCAAAAAAGGAAAAAAAAAAAAAAAAAGGAAAAUUCUGAGCUGUAAGCUUUAACUAUCACUUUAGAUGUGUUGUAAUAAUUUCCCUUAUGCAGAGUGAAUUAACUGGAUAAAUAUCAGCUGAUACUGGUAGCUUAAUGUUUCUGGUAGUUAUACCUCAGUGUAAUAGCAUGGAAAUGAAUUAUCUAUCCACUGUUUGGUUGCAGAUGAGUGUUGAAGGUCACUUGUUCAAAAGAGAUGGGGGAGGGUUUUUUUAAUCUUUUUGCCAACCAUGUAUUUUGGGGUCCUGAGCCAAAUAUUCAACAUCAGCAGUUUAUUUACUCCUGGUUGCCAACCAUGUAAUACAAUUAGCGAUUCACAUGGCAAGAGCAAGUUACGAGAGGACUGCAAUGAGAUUAACUAAAUCUCACCUCCGCCAAUCGUACCGAGAAGUAUGAAUCCCUGCAGUUAGCAUUAUGUGUAGUGCAUCUACUAUAUAUGAAACACAUUAACCAGCACAAAUCUAGUUUAAAAAUGUGUGCAACACUAUCGAAGAACUUGAUUUCAUACUUAAAACCUUUGAAUUGUUUUGGAUAUGGUGAUGCAUUUCCAAGUUUUUUUGCUGUUUUAGGCUUGUAGAGUUGUAAAGUGGCAUGCGGUUAGACUGACCACCUGCUGCGGUCCUUGAUAGAGUCUGGUCCUGGGCAGUAUUGCCUGUGUGAAGUCAGCCAACACAUUUCUUAUAUUUAAGAGUUAAUAUCAUGUAAACUGAACAAUCUUUCUGGGAGCAGGGGAGGGUAGUUAUUGUUUGGAAUAGAGGUUAGAGGUUUAAAAAAAAAAGUAAAAAAAAGGCUUUUUUUAGGUGUCACUUCCUUAAUUCAAGAUUCUGUGGGUUUUGUUUUAUUUUCCCCCGGCCAGCUGCCAUGACUUGCAACUAAAGUUGUAUUGCAAGCUGAAUAUUUUAAGGUACUUAAAAGUAUUUGAUGAGGUCAUAUGCUACAGAAGACGCUCAGAAUCUUCUUCUUGGCAUGUAAUUUAAAACAAACAGAAAAGAGCUUGUUUCAGUUAUUUGCCAGUUUAAACUCCACACAUGCUGAGUCUGUGCCUUGGGGUCUUAAGCAGGUAACUUAUUUAAUUUUUUCUAGGGCUUUUUUGCUCACCCGUGACAAAACCAAAUUGCAAUACCAAGCAAUAGUAAUCAAAGAAAUAGGAAGAAGUAACGCUAGGGUUUUUUUUAAUGUGAUGUAAACCGUUAGCAAAGUUGAGGGACCAUGUCAGCUGCUACUACUACUACUCAAGUGAUUUUCCAUUUGCUGGCAUUUGAAGAGGUGAAUACUGUCAUCUAGGACCCUCACAAAAUACAGCAACAGAUUAUAAAAAUCUCUCACCAACAUAUAUGUGUAGGUAAACCUGUGUUUAAAGUUAACUCUUUUUUUUUUUUUUUUUUGCUUUUGAGGUGAAAAGAAUAGGCAAAUGGCCAAAAACAAUGUAGCGAAAGAAAAGAUGGGGAGAAUUUUUAACACUAGCUUUAUUGUUGCUUGUGCUUUUGUGUCAGUAAUGCAUUAUUGACUGUGUUUGCUGUCCUUUACUGGUAAAAAAGUGAGCCUGUGCCUUCAUUAUCAAAUCCAUUAUGAAGCAAGUGGAUGAUGGUUAUAGAUCCCACAAGAUGCAGCUUUUGAAAUUACAACAUCUUAACAUUAAAAGCGAGUUUCUGGAAAUGAUUAAAAAACCAUGGCCAUAUCACUCCCACAGCAUUGGUAUCUAAGUUUCCUUUUUAGCUUCCGCCAGCCUGUCCUUUGCAUUUGGAAAACAAAGAAACAAAAACCCAAAACCCAAAACUACCACAAAACCCACGGACAAAAAUAAAAGAUGCUUUUGCUGGGAAAUCAUUAAGUUUAAAGGGCACUUAAAUUUCUCUGAUGAGUGAAAAGUCUUGUUUCCUUGCUGCGUGUUUAGGACAAUCUAUACAGUUAGAACAACUUCCAAGCUGCUGAUGAAACUUGUUAGGACGCCCAAACACCUGUGUGCUCCCUUGUACAGGAGCACUGGUGCCAGGAGGGGAACCAGGCUGCGGGGUGGGGGGAGGCGGGAGGGAGCCGUCCAUCCUCCACGGGCUUCUCAGCAGCGUGUUGAUGGGACAGACGAGCUGGCUCUCGGUGGUGGCAUUGUAACAGCGUGCACUUUAUCGUUGUUUUACAAAGAGUACUUGUGGCUAUAAGAGUACGUAACGCAGGGGAGCUCUUCUAGAGUAAUAGAUUAGAUCAAGCAAGAAAAGGAGCUGGAGGAGUUUCUUCGACUUUUUGUACAUGAUCCAUUUUCUGGUUUCAAGAUAGAAAAACAGAUUGAUUUUUCUCCAGCAAUUAUUUUUUUUUUUUCCAGGAAGAAAAACAAAGCAAAACUUGAACAAGCAAAUCACUAAAGUUUAGGGACAUAAUUGCUUAUCUGAGUGUCUUUAGAAUUUUAUUUUUCUGUUCUCAUGGUAGUCGAUUACAUUCAAGCCCUUAAAUACCGUGUCAUGGGAAGAAGGUAAUUCUGUAACAUUUAAUAUUCUUCCUCAGGUAGUGGAAAGAUGCUUAGUUCUCUUCAGGAAAUUACCUCUUCCCUCCCAGACAAAUGCAUGUAAGAAACACUUUUCUCGGACACCAUACAUUCCACUGCCAGCAGUUUGACAGCAAAACACAAAGAAAACAUUUAUCUCCUUUGUGAGAUCACUCCCACGCUGCCUUCAGUUGAAAAUCCCUCGAGAAAUUGUCAUUUCACUGUAUUUAACAGCAGCCACAAAAGAACAGUUACUUAAAAUUUCCUGUCACAACGCAGCGUGUUUCCUACCAAGCACUGUUGUCACCUUCCCAUCUUCCCAAUCUGCAUAUGCAGAGAGAAGAAGAGCGAGUAUGAGGCAGCAUGUAGCUUUGCAAUGAACAUUUGUUCUGUGGAAAGCCUGUUUGCAUGCAGUGUCCAGUCUAAGGCGGUAGGGACAGUGUGGAGGGCGUCACUGGAGUGUGGACACAUGAGAAAGUGCCCAUGGGGUAACGCGGGGUGUGAUCUUGCCAUGGGAUCGGUGCUGCCGGCGUUAUCUCGUGCGCUCUUACCUGGUAGGAAAUGGAGGAUGCCACGUGUUUUUGCAGUAGCGCGGCUGAAGCGCUCGCCCUCCCGAGCCUCGCAGGGGCUGCUUCACACCCCCCCGCUGGAAGAAAGCAACGUGUGUUAGGACAGGGCCUGUGGGAUGCAGUUCUGUCCUUUGUACUCUGAAAAUUUCCCCUUCCCUUAGUGACAGACGUGAUGGCCGUUUGGUCAGUGGCCUUAGGUGUGCCAAAUCCAGUGUAAAAGCACCCAUUUAUAGCACGCAGGGCUUUUCAUGUGUAUGUACCACGUAUCUACUUGCAAUUCUUCAGUUUGUUUGUGGAAAAAACAGAACAUUCUAUGCAGAGGAGGGGAGAUAAUUUUAACCCAAAGUAAUAGGUUUUGAAGAAAUACUUGUUUUACUUGUUUUUUUGUUCGUUUUGCACUUUUUCCAGACUGUUUCAGCCUUCUGAACAAACUCUCUGUAGUCUCCAUGUCUGUUCUCAGCACACGAGCAGCGUAACAGUCUGUAACCACCACCUGUCCGGGUAACCAGAAACUGGAAAAUUACAAAAUGUCUUUAUUUAAAAUAUUUUGCAGCACUUUACCGAGCCUGAUUACUAUUUUGUAAACAUUGAAUUAUUAUAUUGAUUGUUUGUAAAACCAUUUAAUAAAUACGUGUUAGUUUUUAUCUUUCA
This is a messenger RNA of Columba livia (rock pigeon), 5340 nucleotides long. RefSeq names its product reticulophagy regulator 1 (gene RETREG1). Gene Ontology annotation, biological process: reticulophagy; negative regulation of neuron apoptotic process. Gene Ontology annotation, cellular component: endoplasmic reticulum membrane. Bases 100 to 1548 code for a protein of 482 amino acids. NCBI's taxonomy places the organism in Eukaryota, Metazoa, Chordata, Aves, Columbiformes, Columbidae. The transcript is spliced from 9 exons. The record is from RefSeq and is a predicted model, not a curated record.